Spinacia oleracea (spinach) is the source of this 3360-nucleotide messenger RNA. RefSeq lists its product as uncharacterized. The coding region runs from base 1540 to 2601 and encodes 353 amino acids. The record is from RefSeq and is a predicted model, not a curated record. Lineage: Eukaryota; Viridiplantae; Streptophyta; Magnoliopsida; Caryophyllales; Amaranthaceae. Gene Ontology annotation, biological process: meristem maintenance; meristem development. The transcript has 8 exons.
UCCUCUCACAUCACAUUCUUUCUUCUCUUGUUCUCUCCGCCUCCCACUAUUUUCUCUCACCUCAUCUCCCUCUCGUUCUUUGGCCUCUUUCACUUUCUCAUCUCCACUUAAUCUCUUCCCCUCAUAUGUUCUUUACUUAAUACUCGUGUUUUUCUUCUUGAAUAAGCAACAAGGUAUUCAAACCAACAUAAUACAUAUUGAAAACAAAGACAAGCAAGCAAGGACAGGUUACUCACCAUCGCAACUCCCAGUUAUGAAGAAAUCAGCACAAGGAACUGCGACUCGGCCGAUGUAUAUAACUACAUGCUCAAACAAAAACACUCACAAUGUAAUUCUCCCGGCCACCAAAUAAACCACUACCUACUUCUGACCAUCAAAUUAAAUAACAAUCGUCCAUCCAAAAUUCAGGCAACAUAACCCAAUUCACAUAAUUUUUUUAACCAAUUAGUAUACUUUGCACAUUAAAUUACAUGGAAAUACACUUGGGAAAAAAUAAUAAAUUUACACCACAACCAUCUUUCCUCAGCAAAAAUACCCAUUUUAAUUGAAUUCUAAACCAUCCCAAAAUCCCAAUAUUCCAACCAAAAAAAGCCUGAAACCCAAUCAGUUAUUCUUUAAAAAAAAAAAAAAGGGAAGAACAAAAACCCUAAAACCAAAAAUAGGAGAGAGAAAGAGACGAAUUACAUAUUGGCUCAGGGGAGAGAAUCGAGGUGUAUACCCGUAUUUUCGAUGGAUGGUUCGAUGCGACGUUUGAUGCUUGGUGCGGAAGACCGUAGCAGCAAAGGACGUGCAAUCAACACGGGAGACCGCGCGCGCUGCAGAUUCGCGCAUGCAGCAGGUCAGCGCAGCGCGCUGGGGCGGUGCCUGGCGCGGGGCUGAGCUAUAAAAGCUCCCCUUGCCGUGCCAUUUUUGAGGCACAUAUUCUUGAUUUCUUGCUUCUUUUCUCUCAAAGGUCGAUUAGCUUCUCCCCUUGGUCUUGUUCUUGCCUUGUCCAUUAUGCCUCGUCACACUCGGAGAAAGCUCGCUGAAUCAUCUGUGGUUCGAGCUGCUGAGGAAGACGCUUCGGAUGACGAAGGGGCUGCAAUAAAUGCGCCAGGUGGGGGUAUGGUUCCCUGAGAUGCGUCUGCUUUCCCUGGUGUUGGUUGGACCCCUUCCGACCUGGUGUUUUGGCCGGAUUGGCACUUGUCUCAGCGGCCUCGCGCUCGCAUGGUGAGUCUUGUACUGUGUUUUGAAUUUGUACUUUGUAGUUGUAUAGGUCUUGAGCUAACUCAUUCACCUGUAGGCCGAUGGAAAGCCGUUCCGUACUUACUGGUCCUUGGUGGAGGUUCAGAGGGCCUUUAAAGCUCUUCGUGCUGACGCAGAGGCUAUGGAGAUUUGGUCGCAGAUGGGCCUGGCCGAUUUCUGGCGCACCAUGGGAGGUUCCCCGAGGAGAACGAGGAUUAAAACCGUUUGUGGGCUUUGUUAGAGCGGUGGUGGGAUACCACCAACACUUUCCACAUAGCAUGGGGAGAGAUCACUGUUACCCCUCUUGAGUUUGCUAUGAUUACAGGUCUUCCUUUUUCUGAGAGGAAUGUGACCUUUGAUUCUGAGCUGACGUGGCGCUCGGCCAUUGCCAGGGACUUGCUCGGCCCUGUUGUUGAUUUGUCAAAGGACGACUUCCACGCUUCUGUGACGGUGCUUGUGGAUGCUAUCUGUGGUGAGGGUGUGUCCGUGGAGCAGAGGGUUAGGCUCUUCCUCCUUGUCUUGGUUAGCAGAGUGGUUGCCCCGAGUAGGAAAAAUCGGGUGCAUAUUAGCUUCUUGUCCGCUCUGAGGGACUUGAGAGCUGUCUCGAGUUAUAACUGGGGUGGUUUGGCAUAUAGCCACCUCUUGUAUGAAAUGGGGCGGGCCUCCCGGACUGCACUGGGGAGUGACCCGAGCAUGGCUGCUCUGUGGAGCGUGCUGGAGAUUUGGAUCUAUGAGCACUUUCCGACUUUGGCGCCGGAGCGUACUAGAGAUGCGGCUUACCCGUAUGCUGCCUCUUGGAUAGGAGCGGUGCGCGUGGGUGCGUCCCUGACGGCUUCUCGCAGAGCUUGGAGAGUUUUACCUGCUGAUAGGGUGGUAUGGCGUCCUUUUGCCAACGCGGUUGUACCUACCUCAGCUGCUCGUGCCCAUUUCCUGUAUGCGUGGCGGGUUUUGCUUCCAGGGGUGUACCGCCAUAUGUGGUAUCUAAGGGAGCGGGUGUCCCUUCAACGUCAUCCGGGGGAUAGGCUUGUCCCCAAGGAUCCACCGGAGUCCACGCUGGCUCUAGAUGAAGAUCUUGCCCGGCUCUACGCGGAGGCUAGGGGCGAUGCGGUUUUCCGCUCUUGGAGGGAGUUUGUGCACAAGAAGGGUAGCUAUGAUGACUUCUUGAGGAGGUUGGCUCCACCAGUACGCUUCGUACUGCCGGAGGAGGAGGUUGAUCCUGAGGAUACUCCUCAUGCUGAUAGGAUCCUCCGCUAUGAGAACUCGGACGGGGAAGAGGCGGUGGAGACCAUCCCUUGGUCUUCUUCUCCGCACCGGAAAUCAUAUGAUGCUGUACCUGAGCAUUACGCCCCUGCGCCUCGGGUGAGAGUGCGUCGCUAGAUGCUCUUGCUUGAUUCUUGGAAGAGGCAGUGUGCGAAACUGACCCGGAAGCUUGCUGGCCAGAACAGAGAGGAACGCCAUCGAGACCGUGGAGGUUCCUUUGAAAGAGAGCCCCAGGUGGAGACGUCCUUGAGGCAGGAAGGACCGAGUUUGGAGCUGGGACAGGGGUCCGGUGCUAGUGCUCAUCAGUGGCAUUCUGAUGCUGAGCGGGGAGCUUCCCUUUUUGCACAUGUUGAUCCCACCAGACAUUCAUUUGGGGGUGUUGGCAGUUCGAGGCCCUUUGUUCCUCCUCCCGGUUGCUACUUCGGAGGGAGUGGUCCUCAGCCUUGGGGUGCCGAUUCAUGGGCUUACUGGUCGGAGAUGGAUAGGAUGCGCUAGGCUCAGAUGUUCGGGCCAUACCAGUACAUGGCGAUGCCGCCGCCUUAUCAAUAUUCUUCUCCUCAGCAGGGAGUCCAUCCCUCUCCCGGCACACUUCGUAUCUCGGAGCAGGAUCCUAGUACCCCUGGGACGGAGUUGGAUCAAGAGCUGGAGCGUCUUAGGGACAAGGCGCCUGUGAUUGAGUUCGCUGUAGAUGAUGAUUCAGACUGACCCUGCAUGGUAGCGAGUUCCAGCUUGCCUGGGUUGAUUUUGUAUAGGCUGGGUUGUUUUGUAUGGAUUGAAAACUUGAAAUUUUUUGUAUGGUUGUAUUGGCUUUGAACUUGAAUCGGCUUGAAAUUUUUUGAAGAUUGGGAUUUGUAUGUUUGAAUAUUUGGAAUUGUA